Messenger RNA from Penicillium coprophilum, 2061 nucleotides. RefSeq names its product sensor histidine kinase/response regulator Fos-1/TcsA (gene fos-1). Lineage: Eukaryota; Fungi; Ascomycota; Eurotiomycetes; Eurotiales; Aspergillaceae. Gene Ontology annotation, biological process: phosphorylation; phosphorelay signal transduction system. The record is from RefSeq and is a predicted model, not a curated record. Gene Ontology annotation, molecular function: phosphorelay sensor kinase activity. The transcript has 2 exons. The coding region runs from base 1 to 2061 and encodes 686 amino acids.
AUGCCUGUGGAUGAAAUGCUUCACCUUAGUAUUUCUGAACCCUCUAUGAAUAAUGCCAUGAUCACUCCUCCGGCCGAGGAUGACUUGAAUCGGGGGAAAGUCAUUGAACAGCCUGCGAUCGAAUCUUUAAGUCGCAUCUAUCGAUUGACACCUAAGCCCACUCUCGUAUUAGAUGGCGCCCUACAAGUCAUCGAAGUGUCCAAUAGUCAUGUGGAGGUCUUCAAGCGCCCACGAGACCAACUGUUGGCAGCCAAUGUCUACGAUCUUCCUCCCUCGAUCCUCCCCGCUCCCGAUAUCGCCUCGUUGAGUGGUGCUCUCGGUACUGCCAUGUCUACCCGCGAAGUGCAGGUCAUUAAGCGUGUUCAUGUGGCCCAACUCGAUACCUUCUUUUCACUCAGCGUGACACCCAUUUUUGAAGAGGAUUCCCUCAUCUAUCUACUCUUGGAAGCCCAGCGGACCAAGCGUCAACGGACUCGGACGAAAUCCAUCAGCGAACAAACCUAUCUCAACGAGACCUACAAAAUAUUGAUCGACACCGUAAGGGAUUAUGCCAUCUUCAUGCUGGAUACCCGCGGCUAUAUUGCGACUUGGAAUUCUGGCGCUGCGAUCUUGAAGGGAUACACGUCAUCGGAAAUCAUCGGCCAGCAUUUCUCCGUAUUCUACGGUCGCAAUGACAGCGAAAUGAACAAGCCCGCCCGUGAGCUGGAAGUCUGUUUGAAAGAAGGAAAAGUGGAGGAUGAGGGCUGGCGUUAUCGCAAGGAUGGCAGCCGGUUCUGGGCUAAUGUCAUGAUCACCGCCAUCUAUCAGAAUGGCAGCCAUGCGGGAUUCGUGAAAGUCACCCGUGACCUGACUGAACGCCGUGCGGCGGAGGCCCGUUUGAUUGACGCCUUCGAAGAAUCCGCCAAGCUCAAGUCCGACUUCUUGGCCAACAUGUCCCACGAAUUGCGCACCCCGAUGAACGGAAUGCUCUUGGCCUUGACAAUGCUACUGAGGACUGACUUGACUGAUGAUCAGCGGGAAUUCGCCUGCAUUCUUGAAGACUCGACCUCUAUCUUGCUGCAGGUCAUCAACGAUGUGUUGGAUUAUUCUAAGCUAUCGUCGGGAACCUUUCCUUUGAACCCAGACGUGGUCCAUAUUCCCGAUGUGAUAUCUGCGGUAGUUCGAAACUGUCAGUCGGCGCUCAAGCCUGGGGUUCAAAUCAUGAGCGGCGUUAGUGACGGGUUUCCUCCAAACCUCAGAGGUGACCCACUACGAUUCCGCCAAGUCCUGCAAAAUUUAGUCACCAACGCAGUCAAGUUCACUGAGAGUGGUCAUAUUCGAGUUCAUGCCACUUAUGCCAUCGAUGAAAAGGACCCCGAGAUGUAUGUGAUUUCUACACAGGUAGUGGACACUGGUAUCGGCGUACCUGAAGAUGCCGCGAGCAUCCUUUUCAACCCCUUCACACGAUUCGCGGACACGGCCGCAAAAAGAUAUCAAGGUACUGGCCUCGGUCUGUCGAUAUGCAAGAGCCUGGCGGAAUUGAUGGAUGGAGCAGUUGGAUUCCAUGCCAAUCCCGAUGGACCCGGUAGUGUCUUCUGGAUGACAGCCAAGAUGGCUCGCCUGACCUCGCCAGUGUCUCCAGUAAAGCAAAGGUUGCCACCGGCUACCCCCGAGGCGUUGGAUAAUUCCGCGUCACUCCAGAAGGUCGCCCCACACAAACACAUUCUUCUAGUUGAAGACAACAAGGUCAACCAACUUAUCAUGUUGAAACUUCUCAGCAGUUUGGGUUUCAAUCGUGUUGAUGCUGCCUGGGACGGAGCAGAAGCAGUGCGUAUGGUCAAGCAGAAACCUUUGGCCUACAAUGUGAUUUUGAUGGACAUCAACAUGCCGGUCAUGGAUGGAUUGACGGCCACCGCACACAUCCGACGGAUGAAAAUCGAUGUGCCCAUUCUUGCAUUAACAGGGAACGCUCUCAAGGGAGACGCAGAUAUGUAUCUGGCCAAGGGGAUGGACGAUUACAUCGCUAAGCCCUUGCAUCGGCAGCAGCUGGUGGAUUUAUUAUGGAAAUGGUGUGGAAGCUAA